This is a messenger RNA of Rattus norvegicus (Norway rat), 1956 nucleotides long. The record is from RefSeq and is a predicted model, not a curated record. NCBI's taxonomy places the organism in Eukaryota, Metazoa, Chordata, Mammalia, Rodentia, Muridae.
GUAGGUUUGAGGUGUGCCUUCAAGGACUAGGCCUUAAAAGCAGGAGCCUUGGUAUUUCUCAAAGGCAAACCAAGAGUCAGGAGUUCCCGAUCAUUAAUUUGAGAGAAAGCCAGAAAGUGGUAAGCCUUCAGUUUCUUUUCUGGAAGUUCUUUAAUUGUGAGUGGCAGUUGGAGGCACUGUGAGAUUAAGCAUGUUUCCAUUCAUGGUGAGGAGUUGAAGCAUUUCAUCCUCUAGAUUACUGUAGGUUACAUAAGUCUCUGAUGGGGAGAACAAGGAAGGAUGUGCCCCUGGAAAUGAAUUGAGUUCUCAGACACUUUGGGCUGAAAAAUACAUGAUUAGAGCUUGAUGGUGCUAAGCAUUAUGAACUCCAGGAUUAUGUGCACCACAGCUGAUAUGAGAUAAUAAUGUCCCAGAUGUUUAUGUCUCAGUCAGAUUAUAACUUUCAGUGUCAGGGGUCCUGUAAUAGUGAGUGUGGCACAUGUAUGGCAUUAGAGCUUGGGAAGAGGGACAUAGCUUAAGAAUCCAGUUCAAGAAAGCUUUUCUGUUCUUUCAGGGAUUCACCCAGUCUCUACCAUUUCCCCUUCCUCAACCUCCUUUUGGGAUUCAGAAUGAUGUUUUCUGCCCAUGGGCCAUAAAAUAUGCAAAUUCACUUGGGUUUAUCUAUCUAUCUAUUUAUCUAUCAGGAUUUGGUAGGAAGACAUCAUCCCAAAAUGUCAUCAGUGAGCAAGAGAAGUGUCAAAAGGAACUGGAGGAACUCAAACUUGAAAUCCAGAAGUGUAAAUUCGAGAGGGAUGAACUUUAUCAAAUCCUGGACCUUUAUAUCUAUGAUGAUUGGGACCUCAGGCUGGAUGUCGAAUUGCCAAUACUUCAAUCCGAACAUGAGAGGAGAAUGAUGGCUAUGCAAAUGAUGACCAACUCAAUAAGUGAUGCCAUGGAGAGGUACAAGGAGCUCAUACAAGCGAACAGUUCCUACCGCAUCAGGCACUCCCAGCUCCUGCGUGAACAAGCUCAAUUGAAGAACAAAAUACAGAUUUUGCUGAAUGAGAAGAGAGAACAGCUGGUGGAGCAGACUGAACUGCCAGCAUCCUCUGUGGAGGCAAAGAGGCUCUGUGAAGAGGCCGGAAUGAACAUCUGUGUCCCCAGUGCCAAGCAACAGCAGGUCUGAAAUUCUCCAGCAGAAACUCAAACAUGACAUAGACCAGGACAAGAUCUCCCUUGGUGAGAAGUGGUACAGGAGGAGCGCUAAGUGUGCACAGCAAAUACACCACUAUUGCAUCUCAUCUGUAAUGUCCAUAGCAAUUGUGGACUGCAUUUUCCUCCUUUAGUUUGAUUUCUUUGGAUUGAAUAGGCUGUACUUUCACCUUGCCUCUCUCCAGCAAGUGUACAGUUUUGGAGGGACCCAGAGAAGUGCUGAUGCACAUCAAUCAAGAGCUGCUGGUCAUCCAGAAAGACUGUGCACGUGUAAAUUUGUACUUGUCCUGAUGGGUCAUCCAAAAGGGUUUCAUGGAGAUCAGUUCACAACAUUGGAAAGACUUUGAGACAAAGACUGUGAUGUAUUUUAUACUCGGUAUUGGAUGGUCUUGUCCUUCAUACCCCACUCCAAUAGAAGAGACCUCCUUACAUUCCGCUUGAAAAGAUUAUUACCAUCAGUAACUGCUUAUCUAUUAUGUUCCAAGGCCAACUACGGGGUAUAAAUCUGUUCUGCAGAAUGAAUAGCAAAAGAAUGUUUAGCACAAUUCCUCUGUUUAGAUUUUGGUUUGAGUUUUGAUUAUUUUGGUUCUUUGGUUUUUCUUGUAUUCAUUUGAAAGUUUGUUAUUUAUUUGUUUUUGUUUUAUUCUUACAGUUGAUUCGCUAUUUUGAUAAGGAUAUAGACUGUAUAUAUUGACUACCCACAUCUGGUUACUAUUGAGUAAACUGGAUGUAUUCUUUUAAAUAAAACAGUGAUCUCAAACUCUU